Messenger RNA from Stegodyphus dumicola, 4260 nucleotides. RefSeq names its product dihydroxyacetone phosphate acyltransferase (gene Gnpat). Gene Ontology annotation, cellular component: mitochondrial membrane; peroxisomal membrane. Gene Ontology annotation, molecular function: glycerone-phosphate O-acyltransferase activity; glycerol-3-phosphate O-acyltransferase activity. Gene Ontology annotation, biological process: phospholipid biosynthetic process; fatty acid metabolic process; triglyceride biosynthetic process. NCBI's taxonomy places the organism in Eukaryota, Metazoa, Arthropoda, Arachnida, Araneae, Eresidae. The record is from RefSeq and is a predicted model, not a curated record.
GAAGAAGACGUCUGAAGAUUAGAGAACAAUUAAAAAUCACUCAACAUAAGAUUUAUUUUUGUAUGUUCUUGAAAGACUGCAGGAUAAAUCAUCCUGCUUGUCCUUCAUAUGUACCCCGGCUUCAUGAUAAUACCGUAAAAUACUCAAUACCUGCAUUAUUUGCAUACCAUUAUGGAAAUCAAGCUUUGCAACUGUUAAUUCAUGUCUGCAUGGUUUGCUUAUCUCUUAACUGUAAUGGAAGUGGAUUUCAGUUACAAGAAGAUGUCUUCUUUCGAUAUAAAAUGCUAAGAACACUACUUCAAAGAGAAUUUGUCUUUCAGAGACUUACAGAUGAAAAGGAUUUUAUACAUGCUCUUCAGUCUCUGAAAGAAGAAAAUAUCUUAACUGUGGAUGAAUCUAAACUUAUACCUUCCAAUUCUGCUACUGAAAAAUUUGAAUUUUUGAGUUCUUUGCUCAUACCUUUCCUCGAAAGCUAUUACAUUAUCUGCCAACAAUUAGCUGUAAGGGGAAAUGAAGUUUUACCAGAUUGUAAGAAGUUGUCUCUAGAGUGCCAAGCAUACAUCGAAAGUGCUAUUUUUGAAGGCGCUUUAUCAGAUUAUCGGUGUCUGUCUUUGGAUAUUGUGAAUAAUUGCAUAGCAUUUCUAGUCAGUCAAGGUGCCCUUAGUAAAGUCCACGACUCAAGUCAAGUUGCGCUGCUGCCUAGUCAUACUAAAUUAAUGAAUAUUCUUCUUGAUCUGGAAAUAUUUCUAUCAUCAUUUACAAGCAGAGUUAACCAAAGUAAUCGUCUUUCUGUACCAACUGCUAAGCUAUGAAAGGAAUGUCUGAAAAUUUUCAACCCUGGAAAAAAUCAAUAAUCAUUAAAUUUAUAUGAAUUUUUUUUUCCCACUUGUACAUUUCUAUGAAGGUUGUGAUGUAUUUAACUUGUAAUUUGAGGUUUAUGUAGAAUUAAUGCUGCCAGACUUUUGUCUUUUUAUUCUCAAAAUAUAAAUAGGCUGUUUAUACAUAUCGAAUUUAUCAUCAGUUAUGUCAUUUUGUGUUUUAAUUUUAGAAAUCUAAUUUAUUUUCAUUUUGAUAUAAAUACAUAAAUUCAUUAAAAAAUGUUUAAAACUUUAAAUAUUGUAAAAGGUCGAAUAGUUUGUCAAUUUCCUUUGCAUUUUGUAUGUUUUGACUAGUGAGAAAAGAUUUACAUAAAAUGUAGCUUGGGAAUUAUGCAUGAGCAGGAAAUAACUUGUGAAUUAAAUGCUUGUUUUAUUGUGGGAAUUUGCUAUGUUAAUUCAGGAAUUUUUAUACUGUUUAUAAAGCAGUUUCAUUCAAUGUACAGUUUUGGCCAUCUGUGUUUAAAAAUGUAAAUCAAAGGCAAAUUCUGCCCUCAUUGUUUUUAUCUUAGUGACAUUUCCUGAAUUUCAGAAUAACAUUAUACUGUGAAAGAAAUUCUAAAUGUAAGUCUUGAAGCAUCCCCCACCCAGUUUUUAUUAGUUUUAUAGCAUUUCAGUUGGAGAAAAAUUAAAUUUUUUUAUUGAAAGAUACAGAAAAGAAUAACAUUCUAAAAACAGUCUGGGUAUUUUUACCUUUCACUUCUUGGAAAAUUUCAAAUGUUGUUUUUGGGAAAAUGCAUUUUCAGGCAUUUAUAUUGCAUGAGUACAAAUCAAGCUUCAGGCUACUGCAAUAUGUAUCUGAUAUAUAUCAAUGCAUGCAUUUCUAAAGUUGUUUUCUUUAUAUUGUGUUGUGUAUAAUUAUUAUAAACUUUAAAUGUGCUUUUAAAAAUUGCUCAAUCCGGUGUUUUUGUGGCUGUUCUUUUGUAUUCUUUGGCAGCUUUAAUGUAUUUAUUUAUUUGUUUACCAAAAAGUAACUUUUUUCGUACUUAAAUUUUGUUCAUAGUGUUAUGUUCGGUGAUUUUUAUUUAUGCCAUUAAAUUUAAGUAUUUUGUUGAAAAUUGAUAUAUAUUAUAUACCCUUGUUGAAUCUGCUUUUCUAAUGUCUGUGGUAUAGUUCUGUGUUUGAUUGAUGUUCAGUUACAUUUAUUUUCUGUUAACUGUGUAAGUUUUUAAAUUAUUGAUUAAUUUUUAUGGAAAGUCAUUGCUACAAAAAUUUUUAAUGUGGGAGAAGGUUUUUAUCUUUUCAUUGUACUAAAAUGAAGGUUUAUCAUAUUGUUUUAUUUAAAUUAAGUACCACGUAUGUGCAGUUAAGGAGUUUUUCUUUAAAAUAAAAAGUAUUUGUGUUUUACGGAAAAUGAAUAUUACUUUCAGAAAUUUGUAUACUAUUUGGCAAAUAUAAAUUUUUUUUCAAUCAGUUUUGCAUUGAAUAUCUUAAUUCUUUGUAAGCUCAAGUACUUCCAUCAUUUGCUAUCUUGUGUACUAACAAAGAUAAUAAUAUUAAGAAAAUUAGACUGCCAGUUUGUUAAUAUAUAGCCAGGCAAUAAUUAGAAAUUAACAUAUUAGUUUAAAAAAAGUUGUCACUUCUAUAAUAUUCAAUUUUUCACUUUAGGUAACAACAGUUUGUUUUGAAGGGAAGUAUGUGAAUAUAGUAAAUUUUAUGAUUUUCUGUCUAAUAUAAAAAAAUACGUGCUUCAUUUGAUAUCAUGCAAAGUAAAUUUAUAAAGUGUGUAACAUACUUAGGGUGACUUUAAGAUCACCAACUGACUUAAAAAAACUUUAUGCAUUGUGGAUUUUCAAAAAGACAUUGCAGUUCUACCAGCAAUGCAUAUCACAAAAUAACAAAGUAGUGAAUGAAGUUCUAAAGAGUUCUCAUUGCUGAAUCUUUCCAGCUGCAGCUGCAGAUAUUUUAAAACAGCAUUUCAUAGAAUAAUUGACUUUUAGGUGAUUUUGCUUUAAUGGAAUAUUUUCUUUGGAAAAUUAAGCUUUAUUCUUUACCUUUGUUCUUUACUUUUUUAACAUGAUUCAUUGAAAAUCUUUAACUGAUUGAACAAAGUUUUCCAUUUUUCCAAGUAUGAAACAAAACUUAAAUAGAACCCUAGAAAUCCUUUAGCAGUCCGUUCUCCUAUGGAGCAUUCAAACUCUCUUUAUAUUUUUAGAAUGAAUUUGAUUAUUAAAUGUGUUUUUGUUCUAAUCCUAAUAAAGUAUCACCAUCCAUAUGCUGUUUGGCACAGCAAUAGUCAUGUUGAUUAUUUACAAAAGUCAGGACUAUUUACUAUAUCUGGAGCAUUAUGCUGAAGUAGGGUACUGAACUAUCAGGAUUAGCCUGUAUAGUCCAGUAUUCCAGUAUAUUUGAUCACUGUAAUCAUAACUUUAUUAAAAAAUUAAAUACCGACAGUUAUAUGAAAAAUAAAGUUUCUAAAUAGGGUAGCAUAAUAUCUGAGCAUUAAAAAAAAAGAGAGAGAAGGAGGAAGCGAUAUACUUUAAGAAUGGUAUAUUGGUGAUUCAUUUGGAAGUAAGUUCAUUUUCCAUAUGUUUAUUUUAAUUCGUUUAAUGCUAAUGUUUUCUGAAGUCAGCUUCAUUUUAGUACUUUCACUUUACCAAUACCUGUUUUGAAAUUUGAAAUUAGCAAUUUAAGCUCUUAUUUUAUGUUUGUAUAAGUAACUGGGAAUUUAUGCAUUCUUAUUAAUAUUUUCAGCUUUGUGAAGUUGUUUAUUAAUUUCUAUUAGACAUAUAUGAUGGUAUAGCAUACUUUGAAUCAAAAGCUUUUGUGAAUAUAUUGGAAGAGAAUUCAUUUUGAUUCUUGUUGCCUUGUUUGAUUUGCAUCAUAAUUCAUGUCUUAUGAUAAAAGAUCAAAUCCUUGUAAUUUCAUUCUGUUAACAAUGUUGAAUGUUGUAACAGUGCUUUGUGGUUUUUUCAAAUCUUACAUCGCAUUUAAUGCAUUUUUACCUUUUUAAUAUUUUCUAUGACUGUUGCAAAGAAAUAUUUUCUAUACAUGUUUUUGGUACCACUGUAUAUUGAUUUUGUAGUUUAAUUCUGUGUUUCCCAAAAUUGUGAUAUUUAUAGUGUUGCUGUUUUAUGGCAGUAGAAUGUAAAGCUAUAAUGAAUGCUGUAGAAAUAUGUGUAUGUAUGUACAUGCAUGUCAGUAAUGAAUAUGAAUUCUGGUAGUAGGUAUAUUGUCCUAGUUUCAACCCAUUUAUACCAAUGGAAGUGUAUGUUUACUGUACAAAUUCGGGAAAUGCUGGUUUAAAGCAUUUAUUUACUUUGUCGUAUGAAGAAAAGUACUCUGUCAAUUAAUAGAAAUUACAGAAAAUGUGUUUUUUAUGGCUACUACUGUAUUUUUCUCUAUUCCUCUAAUGCAUUUGAAAUUAAAAUUUGAAGAAAAAUUA